CUGGUGUGCACAUAACAAUAACACUGUCAGCCGCUUCCAGAUUGCAGAUUCUAAUCUUUAUUUAUAAUAUUAUUGGUUAAAAAUCUUAAGCAACGUAACACAAUGGCCCCAAUGCUGAGGAGCGUUCUCUUUCGGCCGGAAACCCGGCUGCUGUCUGUGCGAUGCCUCAGCAACAGAAACGCAGCAGGAUUUGAAGCUGGAGCUGGCAACCGCCCGCGUCCACGUGCCAAUGCCCUGACCGAUGAGAUAAUACGCGUCGAUCAUGCCGGAGAACUGGGCGCCGAUCGCAUCUACGCCGGCCAAAUGGCUAUUCUAGGGAACGGGCCCAUGGGCAAGACCAUUGGACAUAUGUGGGAGCAGGAGAAGUGCCAUCGUGCCCAAUUCGAGCAGCUCAUUCAGCAGCAUCGAGUCCGUCCCACAGUCAUGACGCCCAUCUGGAAUGUGGCCGGGUUUGUUCUGGGCGCCGGUACCGCAUUAAUGGGCGAGAAGGCGGCAAUGGCAUGCACCGUGGCAGUGGAGACAGUCAUUGUGGAGCACUACAAUGAUCAGCUGCGUCAGAUUAUGGAAUCACCGAAUCCCGACAAGGAAUUGCUGGAGACAAUCACAAAGUUUCGGGACGAGGAGCAGGAGCACCACGACACCGGCAUCGAUUGCGGUGCAGAGCAAGCGCCCUUCUAUAAGGCAAUGACCGAAGUCAUCAAGUUCGGCUGCAAGACGGCCAUUGCCAUAUCGAAGAAGAUCUAGGAUAUACAUAUAUACAUUUUCCACUUUUUGUAAAUACUGUGCACAGAAUUAGGACCGAAAGUUAUCUGUCUGUCUGACGUCUACCCUCCACCCUCUACCCUGUACCCUGUACCCUGUCGAACCCACGCUAAGCAUUAAAGAUAGACUGAAUCGUUAAACUGUUGUAUAGUGUACUACUCACCACCUUCGCACUGGGUGCCCUGAUAGCCCUCCGGACAGGUGCAGACGGACGGUGCCGUGCAAUUGCCACCGUUUAGGCAUUGCGGGAAACAGAAGGCCGUCUCGCAGUACAUACCAGUGUAGCCCACAUGGCACUUGCAGAUGUGAUGCUCGUUGCAGUAGCCAUUCUUGCCGCACUUCAAACUGCAUUCUGGAUCGGGAGCUUAAGUUUUUUUAGUUUAGUUCCAUCGUUCACAAUACAACACUCAAAAACAUUCAACAUUUAACAUAAAUCGCUGAGAGCUAGUCCCUCAAAUUAAACAGCGGCCCCACAAAGGCACAAAGGACGAAGAAGCAUACGACAGUCCAGAGAGAUGGAUAUGGAUUUGAUGGAUGAUGGAUACAAAAGCGGUUCGGGCAUGAAAAUGUUCGAAUGAACCUUUCUAUAUGUGAAUCCCAUUUGAAUUUAAACUAGAAAAUAUUACUUAAAAGAGUAAAGAACAGAAGAAAGGAGACUUGAACUAUGUGUAAGUGUAAGGAUUCGCAUAGAAAUGUAUGCUAUGCUAUGUAUAUAGCUCUAUAGUAUUUAUAUGUAAUAUUAAUCAUCAUCUAUCCGUGAUAUCCGUCUGUCUGUUAGUCUGCUUGUAGCUCUCUAUUUUCAAAGAUAUCUUACUGUGAUAUCCUACUGAGAACAAACAUGGACAUUGACGCAGGUUUGGUAUAGUAGAAAAUGGAUGGGGUGGAUGGUGGAUUGGAGUGGAUUUAAGCUUAAGACGAUAGGGCGAUAUAUAUUACAAGGGGUAGAAUGUGGAAGGAAGAAUGGAGAACGGAGAAUGAAAUGUGGCAUUGGAAGGAAAUGUGAUGGUGAAUGGCAUGCAUGGCUCAAUGAUAGAUGGGAUCAAUGGGCGAGUAUGUGAUGCGUGUGAUGCAUGUAUUUUUCUAUAUAUUUCUAUUCUAAGUAGAGGCUACAAUUACACUAGAUAAAAAGCAUUUUGGUUGAUAUAUCAUAU
Drosophila obscura is the source of this 1913-nucleotide messenger RNA. It is a transcript of the gene Coq7, whose product is annotated as 5-demethoxyubiquinone hydroxylase, mitochondrial. The record is from RefSeq and is a predicted model, not a curated record. Gene Ontology annotation, molecular function: 3-demethoxyubiquinol 3-hydroxylase activity. The transcript has 3 exons. Gene Ontology annotation, biological process: regulation of gene expression; ubiquinone biosynthetic process; regulation of reactive oxygen species metabolic process. Lineage: Eukaryota; Metazoa; Arthropoda; Insecta; Diptera; Drosophilidae. Gene Ontology annotation, cellular component: mitochondrial inner membrane; nucleus. Bases 103 to 744 code for a protein of 213 amino acids.